AUGGGUUAUGGCGCUCCGUAUUACAGCAAUGCGUUGGCAGCAGUAGCAGCAGCGACGCGACGGCAGACAGCAUACACAUUAAUAACAAUAAUAAUAUGGAAUGAAUUGAAAUAUUUCCUCAAAGCGCUGUUGUGUUUUUUGACCGCUUGUCUUUUGGUACCGCUUUUACUUAUUCUAUUUGUUUGUGUCCAUUAUAGCAAUGCUUUCGUCCAUUAUAUACUAUCAAUCAAAUAUCCCGAACUGCAAAUAUCAAAUACUAAAAAGAUACGCUCAUUCAUUGAUACUCCAAGAAAUGCUGGCAUUUUCAAUUUUCUACUUCAAAUAAAAGGACCAUGUGAUUUUGAGGCAAUACGUAAACAUUAUGAAGAAAAUCUGACAGGUGCUCGGGAGAAAACGGGUCAUUUAAAAUUUCCCAAACUGCGUCAGAAGUUAAUGAAUUGUUGGGGUCACUAUGGCUGGGUUAGAGAUAACAGUUCCUUUAACAUCAACAACCACAUCAUAUUGAAUAAAGCAACAUAUCGUGGAAGUCCUGUACAUGAUGGAAAUAUUCAGGAUUUUGUUAGCACCUUGGUUGAAAAGUAUAUACCCUCGGAUUUACCGCAGUGGCAGGUGAUUGUUAUUCCAAUUUCAUCGAACAAAUCAUUAUUGAAUGUGGAAGUUGCCGAUGAAGAAACAUCCAAUGCACCUCAGGAAGAUCAACAUUACUAUAUACUGUUGAAAAUUCAUCAUUUGAUCAUUGCCGAGGAAGACGAUUUACACAUCAGUGAAAUGUUAAUGCUAAGGGAUAGCAGCGAAAGACCAAUUAUCGAAAUUGGCGAAUAUACCCAAAACAUUUCCAAAACCAAAAGUCUCUCGUAUUUCAUUCGAAAGCCCGAACACAUUGAGCGACUUUUGAAAUAUUUGAUGCGUGUAAUUGUCAAUCAAUGGAAUAAAUUUAUAUACGAAUUUGAAUCCCUGGAGACGCCAGACGAUACGAGUGGCAUUCAAAUCACCAAUAUCAGUCAAUUGUUUUCGUUGCUUCUGAUUGUAGCUGUCAAUGUUGUGAUUAGCUAUUGGAAAACAGCCAUUGCAAAGAAGCACAAAUCACAUCGCUAUCAAAAAAAUUUAUCGCAGACGGAGAGUAAAAUCAAAGUAAUUAGACGGCUCUUAGCCAAGGAGGCGGAACAGAGACAUUUGUCCUGGCCAACGGCUAAAUUUGCUAUUCAAAAUUCUUUACAACCCUCGAAUCUCACCAAAACUUGGGCCACACUUGUCUGGAAGGCAAAUGUUAACAGCAUGCUAGCACUUCCCUAUCGUAUCUUCUGUGAAAUUAUGGCCCUUAGAGAUUUACUUGUCAAAGGUGAGACAACGCUAAGCACAACAUACUCGGGACGUCUUUCAAUAUUUUUGCCACUCUUGAUCUAUGCUCAAAUGGAAUUCCUAAGAAUUUGUUAUGAAAUCUUUAAAGCUCCGGUCAAUAUAUUCGAAGAACUUGUCCAAUAUCCUUCGAAAGAAGUUAAUAAACUGCAUAAAAUGUCCUACUCCGGACGUAAAAUCGCUUCAUUUUCGAAACCAAUCGAUGCCCAAAAAUUACGUAAACGUGUCGCCUUUAAUGAUGAAGUACGCGAAUCCGACUAUGUGCUAUCCUGUUUGUCGGGUGCAAUCCGAGACUAUCUUGAGUUGUACUCGUCCGAUGUAGCUAUACCAAAAAUGCUCAACACAACAUGUCGCACAAUUGCCAAAGGCUAUUUCACUGACAAUUUAGAUGACAAAUCCGAUUACAUUGGUGGGGUUGUAUUUCUUCCAUUGCCACUUAAGGUGCCAGAUCAUGGACAUGCUCGUCAAAUCCACUCGAUAAUAGAGCAAAUUCGCCGUAAACAAGUCAUGAUUUAUUUGGCCUCAAUGGGGCAAACGAAAUAUGAUAUGCUGACUUCGAUAUUUCCCAGAGUUUUGACCAAAAUAUGCAUCAACUACUUUUCAUCCAAUUUCCCAAUAACAAUCACUGAAAUAUAUGGUGAAAGUUCAAGUUUCGAAACAACAUGGGGACAAACGGUACAAGAUGUUUUACUAUUUAGACCACCUCAGUCGAAAACAUGCUUGUCACUAAAUGUACAUCAUUUCGGUGAUCGCUAUCGUUUGGCAGUAAUGGCUGAUACUCAACUGGGUCCAGAUCAUUCGAAAAUUGUUCGUUCGUUUGAGAAUUAUAUGGAAAGUAUGACACUGUAA
Messenger RNA from Musca vetustissima, 2205 nucleotides. RefSeq lists its product as uncharacterized. The transcript has 6 exons. Bases 1 to 2205 code for a protein of 734 amino acids. Gene Ontology annotation, cellular component: plasma membrane. NCBI's taxonomy places the organism in Eukaryota, Metazoa, Arthropoda, Insecta, Diptera, Muscidae. Gene Ontology annotation, biological process: triglyceride biosynthetic process. Gene Ontology annotation, molecular function: diacylglycerol O-acyltransferase activity; long-chain-alcohol O-fatty-acyltransferase activity. The record is from RefSeq and is a predicted model, not a curated record.